Molecule: messenger RNA, 6783 nt
Organism: Salvelinus fontinalis (brook trout)
Lineage: Eukaryota; Metazoa; Chordata; Actinopteri; Salmoniformes; Salmonidae
Product: semaphorin-5B-like
Exons: 24
Coding region: 304-3714 (1136 amino acids)
Biological process (GO): positive regulation of cell migration; negative regulation of axon extension involved in axon guidance; axon guidance
Molecular function (GO): semaphorin receptor binding; chemorepellent activity
Source: RefSeq, a predicted model, not a curated record
AUGGUCCUUGUACUAGCGUCUAACUCACAGAGAGAACGCAGUAACCAGCGCAGGUCGUUCUGUGAGCGAGACACGUCGAAGAGAGGAGAUACACUUCCAAUGAGGUAGCCUGACGUAUCAAGUAGAGCCCUCGAGUUUUGCGUGACAUUUCGAACAAGUUGGAAAAACAUCAACGGUUUCUAAAGGGUACAACAGUCCUCUCAGCCCAUCCCUGUAGCCGCAGGACCAUGUGCCAGUGAUGACUAGCUGUUGUAUUCCAGAGGCCGACCUUGGCAGUUAGAGGAGAGGCUCCGCCCCAUCACCAUGAUGGCAGCGUUGCCGCGGUACGCCACCCCCAUGUCUGUGCCUGGCAUGUUGCUCCUCCCCCUGCUCCUGCUGCCCCUACCCAUCUCGCUGUCCCAGAAACCCCUGCUCCUCUCCCCACCCGACCCCACCGCCGCCCCCCUGUACCUUUCCCGGCCGGAGUGCACCCGGAGAGAGCACCCUGUGGUCACCUUCCAAGCCCUGAGUCCUUGGAUCUCUAUUUUCUCCCACCCGGGCGUGAGAGACUACUCUCAACUGACCCUUGAUCUGACCAGGAAUGAGCUGAUAGUGGGUGCAAGAAACUUCCUCUUCAGAUUGAGUCUCAACAACGUGUCUCUCAUCCAGGCAACAGAAUGGAUUCCAGAUGACGACACCAGGAGGUCCUGUCAGAGCAAAGGGAAGACCGAGGUAGAGUGUCAGAACUACCUCCGUGUGCUACUGGUCAAUAAGACUGAGGUCAUCACCUGUGGAACCAACGCCUUCCAGCCCCUCUGUAUCACCCGGGAGGUGGGGAACAUGUCCAGUGUGUUGGAUCGUGUGAACGGCGUGGCACGGUGCCCGUAUGACCCUCGCCAUAACUCCACGGCGGUGGUAACGGAGAGUGGUGAGCUGUUCGCCGCCACUGUCAUAGACUUUUCGGGUCGCGACCCCGUUAUCUACCGGAGCCUAGGAGGCAUGCCACCCCUCCGGACUGCCCAGUACAACUCCAAGUGGCUCAACGAACCCCAUUUCAUCUCAGCGUACGAUGUGGGUCUCUUCACCUUUUUCUUUCUGCGUGAGAACGCCGUGGAACACGACUGUGGGAAGACUGUCUACUCACGGGUGGCCCGAGUCUGUAAGAACGACAUCGGGGGACGGUUCCUACUGGAGGACACCUGGACCACCUUCAUGAAGGCCAGGCUGAACUGCUCGCGCUCAGGAGAGAUCCCCUUCUACUAUAACGAGCUGCAGAGCACCUUCUAUCUGCCUGAACAAGACCUCAUCUAUGGGAUAUUCACCACCAACGUGAACAGUAUAGCAGCAUCUGCAGUGUGUGCAUUUAACCUUAGCUCCAUCACCCAGGCCUUCAACGGGCCCUUCCGUUCCCAGGAGAACCCCCGCUCUACCUGGCUGCCCACCCCAAACCCCAUCCCCAACUUCCAGUGUGGAACCAUAGAUGACGACGGCGGUCCUAACGAUGGUCUGACGGAGCGCAGCCUCCAGGACGCCCAGCGGCUGUACCUUAUGAACGACGUGGUGCAGCCCGUCUCUGUGGACCCCUUGGUCAUGCAGGACGAUGUGCGCUUCUCCAGGCUGGUAGUGGACAUCGUACAGGGUCACGACACCCUCUACCACGUCAUGUACAUCGGCACAGAAUACGGCACCAUCCUGAAGGCCCUGGCCACCACCAAUAAGAGCCUUCAGGGGUGUUACCUGGAGGAGAUCCAGCUCCUCCCCCCUGGGGUGCGGGAGCCAAUCCUGAACCUGCAGAUCCUUCAUAGUGAUAGGUCACUGUUUGUAGGACUCAACAACAGAGUUCUGAAGAUUCCAUUGGAGAGAUGCUCCAACUACAAGACUGAGACGCUAUGCCUGGAGGCACGGGACCCCUACUGUGGCUGGGACAGAAAACAGAGACGCUGCACCACUCUAGAGGACAGCUCCAACAUGAGCCAGUGGAGUCAGAACAUCACUGUGUGUCCGCUGAGGAACCAGACCACCAAUGGCGGCUUUGGACCCUGGACGACGUGGCAAACAUGCAGCAAUGACGAUGGCGACGGCACCAGCUCCUGUCUGUGUCGCUCCAGGGCGUGUGACAAUCCCUCUGCUCGCUGUGGUGGGAGGAACUGUGAGGGGUCCACCAUCGAAGUCUCCAACUGCUCGAGAAACGGAGGAUGGACACCAUGGUCGUCAUGGGGACAGUGCAGCACCACCUGUGGAACAGGGUUUGAGAUGCGCCAGCGCUCCUGCAACAACCCCUCGCCCCAACAUGGGGGACGUGUGUGUGUGGGCCCGGUCAGGGACGAGAGGUUCUGUAACGAGGGUGUGUCGUGUCCCCAGCCUAUCUUCUGGUCCCUAUGGGGUGGCUGGGCUAAGUGCAGUGCAGAGUGUGGAGGAGGGGUCCACUCCAGGGUCAGAAGCUGUGAGAACGGGAACAGCUGCCCAGGCUGCGCAUUGGAAUACAAGGCGUGUAACCUGGAGGCGUGUCCCGAGGUGAAGAGGAACACCCCUUGGACCCCGUGGAUGCCUGUCAACGUGACGCUGGGCGGAGCACGCCAAGAGCAGAGGAUGCGCUACAUGUGCCGCGCCCAGCUGGCAGACCCCCACGAGCUGCAGAUUGGACGACGCAAAGUAGAGACCCGCUUCUGCCCCAACGACGGCAUGGCCACCUGCGAGACUGACACUCUGGUGGAGGACCUCUUGAGGACCCCUGUGGUACGAGUGGCGGGCUCCGGCUGGUCGUCAUGGGAGACGUGGUCCGCCUGCUCCCAGGACUGUGCCAAAGGGUACCGUACCCGCAAGCGUACCUGUGCCACGCCAGAGGGCAAGGUUGCCCCCCCAGCCUGCAGGGGUUCGCCCGUAGAGUACCAAGACUGCAACUCUCAGGCCUGCCCAGUGAGUGGAGCCUGGUCCUGUUGGUCGUCGUGGUCUCAGUGUUCGGUACCCUGUGGUGGAGGGCACUAUCAGCGUACCCGAUCCUGUAACAAUCCCAGCCCUGUCAACGGAGGAGAUAUCUGUAUUGGCCUACACACUGAGGAAGCGCUGUGCAACACACACACAUGUGACGACUGGUGUGGGGAGAUCAGAGAGCACGAGGAGCAGCUUCGGCAGCCUGGGACUGAAAGGCUGACUGAUAGGAGAGGUGGCUGGAUGGCCUGGUCUCUGUGGUCAGCAUGUGAUGAUGUAGGGCUGCAGGUACGCAGCCGGGUCUGUGGGGCUCAAGGCUCCGCCCCCUGUGUGGGAAACAGCACUGAGCACAGGGACUGCAACGAGAUUCCAGUGAUUCUCCCUGCGUCUGGCUUUGAUAAGGACCAGCAAUGCAGAGCAUUCACCUCUCUGCACCUGAUAGCCACAGGCGUGUCCUGUUUCCUGGGGGCGGGCCUUCUGUCCUUCCUGGUCUAUGUGUACUGCCAGCGCUUCCACAAGCCCUCGCAGGAGUCUGCCGUCAUACACCCAACCACACCCAACCACCUCAACUACAAAGGCAACACCACACCAAAGAACGAGAAGUACACGCCCAUGGAGUUCAAGGUAUUGUCACAGACUCUGAACAAGAACAACCUGCUCCCAGACGAGAGGUCUAACUUCUACCCAACGCCCCUGCAGCAAACUAAUGUUUACACUACCACCUACUACCCCACAGCGCUGAGCAAAUAUGACUACAACAGGCCUGACUCCUCCCCUUCCCCUUGCAGGACCUAUAACCACAGCUGAGACACACACCCCAAGGACCCCAGCCCCACCUACCUACCCACCCAGACUGAACUGAACUCCACCCCCAUCGCCAUGGUGACAAAUGCCAUGGUGACUGAACACAACCUAAGACCUGGAUCUGGAUCUCAUUUUUGCUCUCCUUUCCUUUAUCCCAUGGUAUCGCCCAAAUGGUGGGGUGUGUGUGUGUAAGGGUGUACCUGGAACGUACUAUCAGCACUCUGUAGGGGUGGAUACAGUAUGGAUGCUGAUGCCUCCCCUAGACUCACUAAGUAGAGCCAGGAACCUGAUCAUGAUACUGGACAUCACAGUGUCAACAUAGUGCUUUGAUGGAGAGCUGAAUGAGGAACUCCAUAAGACACUAUAAGCUACAGUUUGGAGUUGGACAACAACUUAUCCCUGUGGAACUUGACAACCUGAGCGCCUUACUGUAGGUGUUGUGUUGCUAUUCAGAGAGGCUCGAGAUACUCAAAAUGGUCGCAUCUUCUCCUCUCUGGUCUGUCUGAUCACCUCUAUGAAUGAGUCUCUAUGACACCAACAUCCCCUCUGUCUGCAGCAUUUAUCCCCAUUAUAAACUCCGAAUUCUCCCAACAACAAAUGCAGUUACCGAGAACAACCCAACCGGCGCAUAUCCUGGUGUCUGUCCUUGCUUCAGUGCUGGGGAACCAAAAAAAAAACUAAAUUAAUUCAAGAGAUCAGGAGGUCAAUAUCAGUUCUAUUGUGUUUGGAGGUGGAUGGAUGAAUGCACUCAGCUCACCUCAUCACAUGACAUGAGGACAAGAACCUGGGACAUCAGCUCUGCCAUGUUUUGGGUGGUACUAGAGGACCAGGGGAACAGAGGCACAUCCAUGGAUGGCAGCGUGUGAUCGGUUAUGGAAAAACACUACCUAUAUUGGUCCACACAGAUACAGACAUACUCAUUGCUGGAUAGACUCUAGUUUUAAUCUGCUUAUGUCCAAACAAGGCCCCACACUUCAGGCUGCCUAGCUGUGUUAUGUAAUGUAUAGGUAGGCUUCCCAGGGAACGAUCUGAACAUGGGAUAGAGAGCUGAGGUGUCUGCUGAGAGAGUUGGAAUCAGUUGAUGGGAUACAGUUGAUACAGCUUUGGUUGCCCCGGGUGCCUGUCUGUAUGCAACAGAGGGGAUAAUGUGGGGUCAGAUGCUAUAAAGACUUCUAGAAGGGAAUUCCCUUGUUUCUAGAAGGGAAUGGAUGCAUUCUACUGAGUACUGUACCUACCUACUACCGCUCAGUGUGCAAAACUGGACUGCAACCGCAUUUUGAUAUGAUAUCAUACAAGCUAGGAUCAUACAAGCUAAGGUUUUUUUUUUAUGCGGGUGGUUAUUUGUUUAAUGCUAGAGAGAGAGAACAGUAGUAUAGGAGGAAAAGUUUUAUUUUACAAAUAAUAGCUGAUUCACUUUCUAAUUUCUCAUCAGUUUCACAUCAGAAAGUACAUUAUUUUUACAUUUUUCAAAGCAGCUUAGUAGCCAAUAUUUAUCUGACAAAUUUUACAAAUAAGAACAAAAAAAUAAAACACAGAUUUAUGUAGAAGCAAAUAUAAGUGACUGUAGCAAAUAUUAAUGGAUCCCUCUCUUAACAUUGCUAAAUCAUGCUUAGAAAUACUUUGGUAUGAGAUUAAUGUUUUGCUUGUGUGUGUAUGUUUGCUUGCUUCGUAUGUGUAUGCCUGUGAGCUUGAAUGAGGAGAGGAACAGACAACUCUGUAUGUAUUUUGUACAAUGUAAAUGUAAUGAUUUAUUACAUAUGACUGUAUAUGACGGGAUCUUUAAAGGACUAUGUGCAUUUUUUCACACAUUAUGAUGAUGGCACUGCUGAUGUUCCGCUGGGUUUCUGUGUGUUCCACGUAUAAGAUGUUAAUCAUUGUAAGUUAAGGUGAGCUGCGCGGUUCUCAUGGGGAGGCUUGGAUCAUAAAGGAAUUUGAGAAACACAACUGAGCUAUAUUUUCUUAUUAUGCCUGAUGUUAUGCUAAUUCAGCAGCGAUGCUUCUAGUUCCUCUCAUAGAAAUAGAAGGAUUUUAUUCUAUCAUUUUAAUUCUAUAGUUCCGCUAUAUGCACGAGAGCUCUAUCUGUACAUAAGAGACAGCCUUCGAUCUGCAGACCAUUAAUGACAUCUAAAGGUUAGUAUAAUGUAAAUGUAUGUUAUUGUAUAGCUAACACUGUUUUUUGUUUUGUUUGUUUUGUUUGAAGCCUUAUAGUUGUAAAAAAGUGCAGCAGCUAUGUACACACCAACCAUGGGGUUUGUAAGGGGAUAGAGCUUGUCAAUGUGACUGGUUGACUAUAGCCUAGACAUCUUUUCCCAGGGAUGUAUUCAUUCCACCGAUUCUGUUGCAAAAUGUUUCGCAAACGGAAUGAAACGAAGAGGGACAUACAUGAAUUUGUCCAAUAAAAACUCUUGUUUUGCUCUUUUUGCUUCCGUUUGGGUCUUAAACGGUUUCCGUAAUGAAUACACAACAGCUGUUUUGUUACUUUGUGCAGAUGUACAGUUUGGCUACAUCUUGUGUAGUAUCUUAGAGUAACAAAGAUAGCCUGUAUUUUCAGAGGCACUCCUGCCAGUUUAAUACAGAAUCAAUGUCACCACCACAAUAAAAAAUGUAUAAUUAAAAGCCCUACCUUAAUAAAACAUGUAAAACAAGAACGUGAUACAGCAAAUGUACAACAAAGAGUCAUGUACAGUAUUAUCAUAGUCCAUUAUCUAGCUCAAAUAGAUGUAAUUCUGCUGUUUAGAGCACUUAAAGUAACACUUCCAUCCUGUGGUUUUUCUUUUCCCCACAUGCCUCACCCACGUUUCUUGGGUUUGUAAUUGGCUCCCCCUAAAUGGUGACUCCCUCUAGUUUGCUUCCCCUGGCCCUGUAGUCACUUUUGAUUGGACAAACUGGAUGUCACAUUGUGGAGCUCUUUCCCCUGAUUGGCUCGGUGCCCUUCUAUGCAACUGACCUGGUGGUACUGUUAGAUAUGUGACGUAGACUGUAAUCACUGCCUUUUAGACACUGUGAAUUUUUUGGUACUCUAUAUUUUUGUAUAUUGUACAUUAUAAAGGAUAAUAAACCUUGAUGCCAACA